Molecule: messenger RNA, 2721 nt
Organism: Agrilus planipennis (emerald ash borer)
Lineage: Eukaryota; Metazoa; Arthropoda; Insecta; Coleoptera; Buprestidae
Product: tyrosine-protein kinase transmembrane receptor Ror-like
Exons: 8
Coding region: 352-1980 (542 amino acids)
Biological process (GO): multicellular organism development; cellular response to nerve growth factor stimulus; cell surface receptor protein tyrosine kinase signaling pathway
Cellular component (GO): axon; signaling receptor complex
Molecular function (GO): ATP binding; transmembrane receptor protein tyrosine kinase activity; neurotrophin receptor activity
Source: RefSeq, a predicted model, not a curated record
UUUCGAUACGCGGUCUCGUCGUGCACAUCACGAAUGCACGGACAACAGAGAGCAGAGAUUGCGGCCGCUCUCUGAUUUAAUAUAAAAAGUCUCUUAUUUAUGAAAACGUCGUAUCGAGGAGGAGAUAACGUAGAACAGUAGGCCGCGUUGUCACUAGCAGCGAGAAGAUGUUUUAGGCAGUUGUUCUUUGUAAAGCUGGAAGGGGAAGGUAGCUUUCAUAGUCGUUCCGGUCGUGCUUUAGCAGUAGCUUUCGCGCCCUCAUAUGAAAAGUGCUCGGAGCUUUCCCGGUAACGACACGAUUUUGUGAUGAGAAAUGCUUGUGAUUUGUGACUGAUUUUUCGACUAUGCACGAUGGCAAGAGAAAAAAGGUCCACAUUUAGAAGAGACGUGACCACCGAAACUAGCCAACAAUUUCCACAAGUUAAGGAGGAAACUAAUGAGUUAAUUGGGGAGCACGAGAAUUAUGACGAUCAAUCAAGGCAACAGUUCCUAAAAACGGGCCAAUGUAAAAAAGGCGUUUGUGGGAAGGAAGCAGCGUGUUUACCCUAUUCAAAUAACACCUACACUUGCAUAUGUCCGCACGAUAAAUCACCCCCCACGCCUGAUGGAAAAUGCACCCGCAUAACAGUACCUCCCACACCACAUCCUAUCAAAAAUAUCAAGAUACCAACGGAUAAUUCAACACAAGGAAAAGCAAGAGCAUCAUCAAUUAAGUCUUUUGAUAACACCAAUACAGUCAUUGUAACAACAUCAGCGGUUGUAGCUUUAAUAAUUGUAGUAUUAUUUUUUGCUUAUUUAUGGAAAAGGAAAGGCUGCUUUUCUAGAGAAAAAAAUGCAUAUUCGUCGUCACCUUCACCGAUAGCUCUCAAACGAAGCCUUCUAGUUCCCGAACGUUACGCUCCCAACCCUCAAUAUUCCGCCUGCACCGGAACUUCCGUCCCCGUACUUAGGCGGGAAACUCUUAAGUUCUUAAAUGAAAUCGGGGAAGGAUGUUUCGGCAAAGUCUUUAAAGGUGAACUCAUGCGGGACAACGAGGAGUUUACAGAGGUUGUGGCAAUUAAGGUUCUUAAGGAAACUGCAAGCAGGGAAAUCGAAGAGGAUUUUUUUCGCGAAGUCGACAUAAUGAGCACGUUCAGACACGGCAACAUUUUAUCGCUUCUUGGAGUUGUACUAAGAGAAUCCGGUUUAUCGCCGAUGAUGGUUUUUGAAUAUAUGCCCCACGGCGAUCUAGCCGAAGUUCUAAGAUCACAAAACCAUCCACCGGACCCAGAAAAACCCAUGCCCACCUUAACAACGGGAGACCUGAUGUCACUAGCGCUGCAGAUAGCAAGCGGGAUGACCUACUUGGCUUCUCAAAGGUUUGUCCACAGGGAUUUAGCCUGCAGGAAUUGCUUGGUGACAAACGGGCCCGUCGUUAAAAUUGCCGAUUUCGGGAUGAGCAGGGACGUCUACACUUGCGACUAUUACAAAAUUGGUGGCUCUCGAUUACUUCCCGUCCGAUGGAUGUCACCUGAAAGCGUCAUGUACGGUCGCUUUACCCUGGAAUCGGACGUAUGGUCGUACGGGGUCAUUUUGUGGGAAAUUUACAGUUACGGUAAACAACCGUACUACGGACACACAAAUGAAGAAGUGGUCAAACUAAUCCUGCAAGGGAUCAUGCUAAUCCCACCGGAAAACUGUCCGACGGUCAUUUGCGAGCUGAUGAAAUGCUGUUGGAAAACUGAACCACGUGACAGAAUAAAAUUUCCCGAUAUUUACGAGAGAAUUCGAAAGACUUAUGUCGCACUUGAAUCUAGCGAAGACGAGUCUGAAAUGGUGAAGUUCGAAAGCGAAACGCUAAAUAGGACUACGAGACUUCCCCGCCCGCCACCCUUACCUGCGGUAACGUGUGAAGUAGUAGACCUUCUGGAUUCGGAAGGCUAUCUAGUGCCAAAUGACGUUAAAAAUCCAGUGCAAUAUUUACAAACGUUUGCCGAAUAGAAACGAACUAUUUUUGCCUAUCCGCAAUGUGAUAUCUCUGAAUACUCAUUUAUUAUAGCGUGAAAGACUUUUAAAUACUCUGUAGUCGACUUGAACGAAAAAGUGCAAUAUAGACCCGAACUUUUUUAAUAUACUCGAUUUUUUCUGUACAUCUCACUUCAGUUUCUUUGUUAUUUUUAAAAUUAAAAAGGCAUGUAAGAAAUUGAUUCUUGGCUAGGCACUUGGUGAAACAUAUUUAAUAAGAUAUCAGAAAUAAAACACUUGGUAAACUUUUGUUUCACAGUUUAUUUAGAACACUCUAACAAUUGUUUCGGCUGCUAAACCAUUAUCAAAGAGAAACAUCAUUAUCAAACGAUAAUGGAAUUGUUAGAGUGUUCUAAAUAAACUGUGAAACAAAAGUGUACCAAGUGUUUUAUUUCUGAUAUCUUAUUAAAAAGGCAGUUUAAAAAAUGUAUGGUUUUAUAAAAUGAUGGCAAUGCUAGCUCGAAAAAGAAUAACAAAGAAGACUGACGCUAGUGGAAUGUUAAGUAGAUCGCCCUGUACAUACUAAGCUGACUAAAUCUAUAGAUUAGAAAAUAAGAAACGAAUUUAAUGUAUGAAUCAAAAAAUUCCUGUUCGAGGGCCCGCCUGCCAUUAAUUUAAUUGUUUAAGGUUUUCAAUAAAAAAUUCAAUUAUCCUGAGUUAUAUUGUAAGUACUACUAUUUAAUAAACACAAUAUCCACACGUAAGAAAUACGCAAUU